CCGUCAGCAUUGGAGCAAUUGCAACUCCUGUUCAAAUUGUCUGUUCGAACUGUCGAGCUGUUAUUAUUCUUGUUGAUUAUUAUUGUUGAGCGAAGAGACGUCGGUUGGUGCAAUAUUCCCCAAUGGCUCCGCGCCAAGCAGGGAGCCAGGCGGGACGAGUCGUUAGUCGGCGCCUAUUUUAGCAGGCGAUCGUCUGGUGGUGACGAGUCGUUUUCCGCGUUAUCCACCGCGACUGCUGUUUGCCAUCUUGGUCGAUCCGUCCUGCCGGUUCCAGGACAAUAG
Messenger RNA from Rasamsonia emersonii CBS 393.64, 282 nucleotides. RefSeq lists its product as uncharacterized. NCBI's taxonomy places the organism in Eukaryota, Fungi, Ascomycota, Eurotiomycetes, Eurotiales, Trichocomaceae. The annotation marks the transcript as partial. The transcript has a single exon. The record is from RefSeq and is a predicted model, not a curated record.